AUGCUCGCCCAAGAAGAUAACGGGGUCGAAAGAGCGGUCUAUUACUUGAGCCGUGGAUUGACCGAUACAGAGAUUCAUUAUACCGAUAUAGAGAAAAUGUGCUUGUGUUUGUACAUCCCAUGUUGCAAGCUUCGGUAUUACAUGUUGCCGGUAGUGGUGUACGUAUUAUCCCAGACCGAUAUCAUUAAGUAUAUUCUAUCAAAACCGUACUUAAGAAAUCGGAUUGGGAAGUGGGCGAUUGCAAUGUCCGAGUUCACAUUAGUAUAUGUUCCCCAGAGGGCAGUCAAAGGACAAGUGUUGGCCGAUUUCUUAGCCGAUCAUCCUGGUAUUACCCUCAUUAAGGAGACAAUUAGUUGCUGCGACAUAGCCAUAUGGGAGAUGUGGUUUGACGGAUCUAGGACUAGCCAGGGGGCAGGCGCCGGAGUACAUAUCGUUUCGCCCUUGGGGGCAUCUUACCAAUUGUCAUUCAGGCUCCAUUUUGAGUGUACCAACAAUCAGGCGGAAUAUGAGGCCCUAAUAUUCGGCCUCGAAAUUUUGUCCGAACUGGGGGCAAAGGCGAUCAAUAUGAAAGGAGAUUCUUUGUUGGUUAUCAAACAAGUGAUGGGGGAAUUCAAAUGCGAGUCCGAGCUACUAGUAAGGUAUUGCAACAAAGCGAAGCAUCUGAUCGAAGUCUUUCAGGACACAAGGAUAGAAUACACCGAGAGGGCCGGUAAUGGUAUCGCGAAUGAUCUGGCUCAACACGGCAGUGGUUACAAGGUGAACCUCCAGUUCGAUACAAUCGAAAGAGAAUCGCCAAAUCUCCAUAUUGGGGUCAUCACUCUUGAUGAAAACAAAUAUUCGGCCUACCAACUAAAUAUCACCCAAGAUUGGAGAACCGAGAUCUUGAAAUGGUUUGAAGAACCAGAUCUGACGGAUAGGAGGUUAAGGACCUUGGCCCUGAAUUACGUGGUUUUAGCAGGCGACUUGUACAAAAAGGUCUUUGAAGGGCUACUUUUCAUAUGCAUCGGCCCCAAGGAAGCAAUGCUUGCAAUGGCCGAAGUACAUGAAGGAAUAGCUGGCGCUCACCAGGCAGGCCCUAGAAUGAGAUGGCUGAUCCAUAAAUACGGCUUUUAUUGGCCGAAGAUGGAGCAAGAUUGCAUAAGAUAUGCUAAGGGGUGCGAGGCCUGUCAGAAAUGUGGUCCUAUACAGCACGUCCCGGCCAAAGAACUACACUCUAUUAUUAAGCCAUGGCCAUUUAGAGGAUGGGAAGUCGACCUCAUAGGGAAGAAAUACCCUGCCUCGUCAGAUGGUCAUACUUUUGUUAUUAUCGCCACUUGCUAUUUCACCAAAUGGGUCAAAGCCAAGCCUCUGAAAUCGCCCACACAAGAAGCAGUGAUCAAGUUCUUCAAAGAGCACAUCGUCCACUGA
Molecule: messenger RNA, 1407 nt
Organism: Mercurialis annua (annual mercury)
Lineage: Eukaryota; Viridiplantae; Streptophyta; Magnoliopsida; Malpighiales; Euphorbiaceae
Exons: 1
Coding region: 1-1407 (468 amino acids)
Molecular function (GO): RNA-DNA hybrid ribonuclease activity; nucleic acid binding
Source: RefSeq, a predicted model, not a curated record